Messenger RNA from Gorilla gorilla gorilla (western lowland gorilla), 6805 nucleotides. It is a transcript of the gene SVIP, whose product is annotated as small VCP interacting protein. Lineage: Eukaryota; Metazoa; Chordata; Mammalia; Primates; Hominidae. The transcript has 5 exons. Gene Ontology annotation, biological process: negative regulation of retrograde protein transport, ER to cytosol; negative regulation of ERAD pathway; positive regulation of autophagy. Bases 143 to 376 code for a protein of 77 amino acids. Gene Ontology annotation, cellular component: endoplasmic reticulum membrane. The record is from RefSeq and is a predicted model, not a curated record.
GUUGCCGCUGGGGCGGAGCCGAGCCAGUGGAGGGCGGUGGGGGCGGGGCAAGCGCGGAGGACCAGGGACCGGCUCCGGACCGCGCAGUUAGCGCCGCCUGGCCUGGGGCGAACCCGGUCAGGGUUCCCAAGCUGUCGUCCCUAUGGGGCUGUGUUUUCCUUGUCCCGGGGAGUCCGCGCCUCCCACGCCGGACCUGGAAGAGAAAAGAGCAAAGCUUGCAGAGGCUGCAGAGAGAAGACGAAAAGAGGCUGCAUCUCGGGGAAUUUUAGAUGUUCAAUCUGUGCAAGAAAAGAGAAAGAAAAAGGAAAAAAUAGAAAAACAAAUUGCUACAUCUGGGCCCCCACCAGAAGGUGGACUUAGGUGGACAGUUUCAUAAAGCAUAACAUGAGUAGAAGAAUCUACUGCCAAUAACUGUUUAUUAUCUGCAAUCAAGUGGACUUCAUCAAUUUAAUUUCUUCUCUUUGAGUAAAUGAAGAUUCAGACUUUGUAAUAUUAUUGCCCUUAAGUGCAAUGCUAAAAAAACGUUGAUUUUCAAGCUUAGAGAAUGGCUAGACUUUUCAUUAAAUACUGAUUUUCCUACAUUUGCUCUUCUGCAGUUAGUGGGUGAUUUGCUAUUUUUCUUAGUAGUUAAAAAAUGGAACUAAGUAGUGAAUAUACAUACACUGCAUGUAAACAUUCUGCAUAUACCUCUAAGAUUAAAAUUCGCAGUUGUCUUUUCAUCCUUUAUAAAAUGAUCUAACUACUUAUAUUUGUGCUGCAUCGCGUUACAUCUGUUUUUAUUUCACUAUGUAUGAAGAUGUUUGAUUAAACUUAUGGACUUAGUGCCUUUAAACUGAUCAUCAGGGAGAAUCUUGAAAAAAUCAUUUGAAGGGCUGAUGUGAAGGAGCACUGUAAAUUUUUAUAACUUAGUAAUGGAUAUUCUUAGGCAGAUGUAAAAUUUUUUCCAAUUUAUUUUUAUUUAUGUAGCUUAUAAAAUUAACAUACCCUGUUUUACUUUAUGAUAAAGGAUUUUUUGUUUGCUGAAUUUAAAAUUAUAUAUUAGUGAUACCAUCAGAGGGCAGUGAUGUUCUAUUGUAUAUUAAAUUCAGCUCUGUAAGGAUCUUUGUAGUAAUUGAAUGAGUUAAACUAAUAAUCUGGAUGGGUUAUAAUGAGUAGUAAUAUAUUUGUCCAUAUUUCAUAAGUAGUGUUAAUCUUGUGUACUUAUUAGAGAAUGAUCAUAAGAUUUAUACAGAUGUGAAACUGCGAACAAAGGCAAGUAUGAAUUUAUGAAAAAAACAUGUAGGUACUGUACUUACAAAAGGUCUACUUCAGAUGUAAAAAUAUUAGGUAAUUCUAUACAAUGCAUAGUCAUAAACCUUAACAUUUUUGUUCAUUAGAAACAUGAAUUUUAUAGCAUUUUUUGUUUCUCCUAUAUAAUACACUGAAAUAAAAGAAUUUGUGUUAGCUAUUAAGGCUGAUAGCUCUUUUAAAUGGCAAGGCCACAUGUUGAGCCCUAAAUUAAAAUUUGCAGAUAUUAAGUGCUAAUAGAAAUUUUAAGUUAAAUCGACCAAGUUCACUUGCUUUACACAAAGGAAACUGAGCCACUAUCUUCAUCUACCCCUCCCACAAAAAUUAUGUUAUACUGCAGUAUAUUGUACAUGUUAAUUUUAAAAAGUUUGAACUAUUAUAUAAUACAGGUCUCUUGACUUCUCAUGGAAAAAUUAUUUUUUCUAUUAUGGUGUGAAAUAUUGUGUGAAUAUCUAGGCAAAACAUAACAAUUUGGCUCAAUUUUCUUUAGAGGAUUCGUGCUGUUUUUGUUCAUAAAGGGUAGUGAAGUCACUGAACUAUAUUUUAGAAUGAAAAUUUUUGAUUUUAUUAAAAUGAUUUUUUCAAGGCAGAAAGUAAAAGGAAUGAUUGAUAGCGGAGUGCAUAUAGAGGUAGAGCAUAUCAUCCUUGAACUCUGCAAAUCCUUUCUUCCAUUUUAAUAUAGCAAGAACAAUUUUGUCUUUACUACAUCUUAAAGAAUUAGAACUUCGGUUGGUGUAAGUGACUUACUUCCAGGGAAUCAUGCCCUAUUUCUACCAGCAGGUCAUACCCAAAUGUCACGCUAUCUAUUGUUAACCAUGAAUGAUAUUCAGAUCUAUUACUUUUCGGGAAAAGUGGAACAUGUUACUUCCAACCAUGGCCUGUCACCAUGAGUGUGAUCAGCUUUCUCCAAAACCACAUGGGUCGCAGGAGCUAAGGAGUGGUACCCAAAUGUUAGGAACAGUGUUAGGAAAGGGCAAGGGAAAAGAAGUGACUGAAUGUCUUAUGAGAAACCGGUAAAUGACUAAAAAAAAAAGCAAAUGACUAAAAACAUGACUAAAAAAUUAUAUAUAUAUAUAAUAUAUAUUAUAUAUGUGUGUAUACAUACACAUAAUAUCUGCAAAUUCUAAUUUAUAUAUGUGUGUGUAUAUACACACACACACACACACGCCCAUACACACAUACGUCCGGACAUCUCCCUCAUAAAAUAACCAUCAGUUCCUAUGAAAACCUUAAGUGGAAGCCAAUUUCCCAUAGUAAGUAAUUUAGGAGAAAAUUAUAAUGCUUAAAAUGUUGCUCAAACCCCUGACCUAUUACUAAACUAUAACUGGAACAGUAAAAUGCAUAUAUGUAACUAUCAUAUCAUGAUUUAAAAUUGCUUAAACCAUUGCUGCGUAAUACUAAUCAAACUUACGGCUGCUAACAAAAGUUGUGAAUUAUUACACGGCCUCUUUGUAACGUGCUGCAUGUUUUUUAAAACAUCUCUGUGUUUCUGUUUGUUCCACUGCUAGUAUUUGGAAUGUAAUUUAACAGUUCCCACACAUGGUUUGGUUAUAAAUUCUGUAUUGCCUUUUAGGGAUAUAAAUAUACAUUUUUUUCUAUGUAAAAAUUAGCUUUAGCUGUCUCUUUAACAAAAUUUUAUCUUUACUGCAUCCUAAAUACUUAGAACCUGAAUUGGUGGUUAGGGAAACCUCAGGAACAUUUUUAUCACAUUGGGAUUCAGAAGAGCAACAGAACCAAAGGUUGUUUGGUGUGUUCAUACAAUCCCUGGAUUUAUAGGUGGAUUUUCUAUAAAGGAAAAAUGAUGUAAUUAGUAUCCUGUUUUUUCCUAAAGAAAUAAUACUAUCAUAAAAAUUCUGUCUAUCCUUUGUACCCCAGGAAAAUGGACAUGAACUUUGAAUUUUCCCUUUCUCCAAAUGUUUGACUUCUUAUUUUCACUGAUGAGCAUUAUGCUAUGUUCUUAGAAGACAAAAGCAACUCUUGCCGGUUUUGAAUAAUUUCUGCAUGAAUAGACCAGUAAGAGAAAACCUUUCCAACCUAUGAGAGAAAGAGAUGUGAAGAAAGAAGACGGGUCAUAGAGAUGCUACAUUGCUGAUUUUGAAGAUGGAGGAAGGAAAUCAUGGAGCUUAGGAAUGCAGGUGGCCUCUAGAAGAUGGAAAAGGAAAGGAGAUGGAUGCUCCCCUAGACUCUUCAGGAAGGAAAACAGCCUUGGUGACACUCUGAUUUUAGCCUAUUGAAACCACGUUGAAUGACUGCAGAAAUGUGAGAUAAUAAACAUGCUUAUUCAGCUACCAAGUUUGUGGCAAUUUAGUGCAGCAAUAGAUAACUACUAAUGCAAAAGAUAAAGAGGUUAAUAUUACUUUUGUUAAGCUACACUUCUUUAAUGAAGUUGACUAUUAUUUUUAAUUUUUGUUUGAGAGACAGGCAGUGGAAUUAUAUUAUUAAGGAUAUAAAUACGCUUAUGGAACAAAUUUAGGCACAGGAGAAAAUGUUGAUGGAAAUAUUGUCAUUAACUACACAAAGAAAUUCAGUGUCAGUAUUAGGUAAUUUAAAGAUCUUAAUCUUUAUCACUCGACAUUAUAUUUUAAAAUAUAUUAGAAUUAUUCACUGCACCAAGGUGACUAUCUCCUACAACACCUCAGGGUUUUUUUUUUUUAAUCAAUUUUUUUUUUUUUAGGUUUCACUGACUUUCUCUCCCCCAAAUGAUUAUCAUCCCUUCCAGCACUACAAAAUUAUGCCAUGCAUGUUAUUUAAGAACUUCUCAAUUAACACAUUAUGUAUAUUUUGACUAAAUUUGUCAUGUGACAAACAUUCUUCCUUCCUGACUUUUUGGAGCAAGAAAGGUGGAUUCUUUUGUUGAUGUUGAAAAAUGAAUACAUGAAAAAUUAAUUUUCUAUCCUUUUUAUACUGAGAGCAGCACUUAACAUUACUACCAAUAAUAAAACCUGAACUCUCUGCUAAGGAAAACUAACACCACCAUCACUCAUCUCCCAAAGUGAAGAAGUGCCAGGGAGCCCUAAUUUGAUUCUUCUUACAACUGUUGGAGAAAGUUGCCAUUUGAAAAUUAACUUGAUUUCAGAAUGAGGCAUUGAUUUAGAGACAGAUAACAUUUUUAAAACUUAUCCUUUUAAUUCUUGAAAGAGUAAGGACAAUAUUUUGCUGUUUAUUGGUAUAAAACAGCCCUGUCCCAGGUAUACAAGGGUAUACGUAAGUCUGUAACAUCAUUAGCUACAGUGAAUUUACUUUACUAGAAAGCAUAGCAAAAUAGGAUUAACUAAAGAUAUAUUUUUAAUAAGAAAAUGCUUUGAAAUAACAUGAAAUCAGUGAACAUUUGACUGUACGAUUUACUCGUCAAAAUAUCAACGUAUGUCAGCUCAUGUAUGAAUUACACUAGAUCAUUCUAAACACAGCCAUGUGCUAAGGAAUGUGUGAAAUAACUCAUAAGCUAUUCUCUAAGGGAGUGUACUGAAAACUUCUAAAAGUACCCCAGAUAUUUGGUCAUAGAUAAGAGAUAUACUUUAAGGCAUCCUUCCAAGUGAAUGUAAACUUUUCGGAAGUGGCCUUUCCAGUAACAUAUUACUAUUGUGAAUACUCUGUACUUAUUUGUAGUGCUGUUGGAUAUUUUUUGCAGCACAUUAUCACACUAAUCAUCAUUUUGUAAAAAAAAAAAAAAAAAGCAUAAAAAUCUUGCAAUUAUAAAAAUGUCUGGAGUGCUUUUACUCAUGAGUGUAAAGCAGGCACUUUCUGUUGACUUAUCUGCAAAUCCUAAAUGUUUUCUCCUUAUUUAUCUUUAGUUAGAAUUGUGUUUCUAAUAUUGUGUUCUAAAUACUGUGUUCGCACAUUGAGAAAUAAUAAUUUGCCUAAAAUUUGGCUAAUUUAAAUUUGAGUUUAGAUUUUCUUUUAAUAGGUCAUAUUCUACAGAAGCAUUAAAAAUAAAUAGUGCUACUCUUUGAACAUUUUUCAAUAUGAUGACAUUUUUCUGUCUAUCUUUCUCCAAAACAGUUUUCAGAACAUAUGAACUAAACUGACUAUACUGGAGAAGUGGAUACAGGCCAUUAUGAGGGUCCCCUUGUCAUGACCAAUUUGUUUCACUUAAUUUCCUUCUUAGCCUUAUAACUGGCAGAGACCACCAAGUAGUUAUCUGGAUUCAUGUCCUUUAGAGUUGGAGAUUUGCUUUGGAUAGGGGAUGUUUUGCCAUCCACACGGGAGAUCUGCAGCAUUCGGCAGGGGUCGUGUUUCAACAAAUACCCUGCAAAAGUUUCCCAGCCUCCUCCCACACGGACCAUGACAUGUUUGUUGUGCAGCAUCUGAAAUGAAAAAAUAUCAAAAGUGUUAAAUUUCGAGAAUUUUUACAGUACCUUGAAUCAACCCCUGGUUCUAGUGAAAUUAGUGUUUUGGUUUGUAUUUCAUGACCCAUUGUUUUUCUACUUGGUGCAAAAUGUCUGAGUUAGCAUAUAGUCUAUGAAAGAAGUCCUGUUUUUUUCCGUGGAAGUGGUAAGAAUAAACAUCUCCAGAACCCAGCUUUGCUGUGCUAUGGGAACCAGCACCUACGUAUAAUUCUUUGGUUUAAUGUGUCUGGAGGCUUCUCUCUGACAUCUGAUCUUCUAUUACAGUUCUUAUUACUGCCUCUGGUUCCUGCCUACUGACUCAGCUUAGUGCUCCAUUUUUCCCAGUGGGUUAUUCCCCUCUGAAUCAGGAUUUUAAGGACCAUGGAAAUGUCUGCUAUUGAAUUACAAUGCUAAGAGUCAGACAAAUACUCAAUACAAAAUAACAUUGAAAGUGCACUAAAAAAAUUAUUGGAGUUUUCCCAAUAAUUGUCAUUGUCUGAGCCCUUGAAGGCAAGGUGUUUUUGAAUAGGCAAACAUUUAUGUUUUUCUUUAUUCUUUUUCUUCCUAAUUAUCGUAGAAUAUGUCUUUUAAAACAAACAACUUACCCCUAGGCCCAGGAGCCAUCUAGAGCUCCAACUUAACAAGGUUAUUGAUUUAAAUGUGAAGAAUGCAUGAUUCUUUGUAUCUAGUAAAAAUAUAUCAUGGAGGUUUGACAUGGAAAACCAAAUAAUUUGUCAUCAGCUUCUUGCAAAUAUCAGAAAAUUUAAUAUUAAGUGGUAAUGUUGCAUGAUCAUCAAAGACCCUGCUGACUCCCUCUCCUGCCCAAAAUGUUAUGGAUACAUAUGGGCACUGUAAUGUUGGGAAGAGGAUGUGAUUGUGAGAGAAAGUCUGGGAAGUCACAUCAUAGAGCCUAUAAAAUCUGUUUCAAUUCUUCUUACUUGGCGUCAGCUUGAGAUCUAGACUUUUUUUUUGACUCCUAGCCAGUGGGAGAUGACUUGUAUUCUUACCACUUGUUCUUACCACUUUCAUGUAGGUUUUGAUAAAGAUUUUGGACCUGCUUUCUAUAUGCCUGUAUCUAAAAUUUCUGCAUGUGUAUUUGGGGGUUUCACAGAACUUCAUUUAUGUGGUUGACAUGAAGCAGUUUUCAAAAUCAAAUAUUGUACCAACUAAUAAAAAUUUAAUGAAAAAUAGUA